AUGCCGCCGAAGAACUUCUACCACAACUUCUCCCACAUCUGCGACGUGAGCCAGUGCAUGUACACGCUCCUCGUGGCCACGCGCCUCGUCGGCCGCUUCGACCCGCUCGUCGUGUGCGCGGCGAUCUGCGCGGCGAUCUGCCACGAUUUGGAGCACCCGGGCCUGUCCAACGUCUUCCAGAACUCGGAGAAGACGGCGUUGUCCCUGCGCUACGACGGCAAGUCGCCCCUGGAGAACCACCACUGCGCGUGCUUCGACCUGUUGGUGACAAAGCACGGCCUCCUCGACAAGCUCAACGCGGCGGACGGCGCCAAGUUCACGGCGCUCGUGAAGCGCAUGAUCCUGACGACGGACAUGGCGAACCACAACCAGCUCAUGUCGGCCGUGCGCGAGCGCCUCGAGGGCGGGCAGAAUUUGUUGGCCGACGCCGAGGGCACCGCGCUCGUGCUCAGCCUCGUGCUCAAGUGCUCCGACAUCAGCAACCAGGCGCGGCCCUGGCGCACGGCGGAGCGCUGGACGGGGCGCGUCUACGAGGAGUUCUACCACGAGGGCGACCUCGACCGCGCCGCGGGCCGGCCCGUGUCCGCGCUCCACGACCGGGGCACGAACAACAUCGCCAAGUCCUCCGUGGGCUUCAUCACCUACAUCGUCGAGCCCCUCUAC
Molecule: messenger RNA, 663 nt
Organism: Aureococcus anophagefferens
Lineage: Eukaryota; Pelagophyceae; Pelagomonadales; Pelagomonadaceae
Gene: PDE9
Exons: 1
Biological process (GO): signal transduction
Molecular function (GO): 3',5'-cyclic-nucleotide phosphodiesterase activity
Source: RefSeq, a predicted model, not a curated record